Molecule: messenger RNA, 342 nt
Organism: Parnassius apollo (apollo)
Lineage: Eukaryota; Metazoa; Arthropoda; Insecta; Lepidoptera; Papilionidae
Source: the annotation of a GenBank genome assembly
AUGAAGGCAUUACUGGAUUUGAAAUCAAAUAUAAAUUUUACAGUAAAAGAAAUCCAAGACCUGCACGAUAUUCAUCAUAGUUUAGAUGUUAUAAAAACAACUGUGAUGUCUUUGUGUCGCCGGGAUUCAAACUUAUUGACGGCAGAUGCUGCUCUUCAGUUUAUGUUAAAUAAACUUGAUCAUCAGCACAACGAACUCAGUGAAAGGCUUGCUAUUUCCCUUAGAAAAAUAAUAAAAGAGAGACGAACGAGUGUAUCUGGUAUUUUACAGUAUUUGCAUAACAAUGAACAAUUUUACAAAACCAUACCAACAGAAACCUUCACAACAAACGCUGAAAAUUAA